Messenger RNA from Raphanus sativus (radish), 1082 nucleotides. RefSeq lists its product as uncharacterized. Gene Ontology annotation, molecular function: GTP binding; GTPase activity. Lineage: Eukaryota; Viridiplantae; Streptophyta; Magnoliopsida; Brassicales; Brassicaceae. The record is from RefSeq and is a predicted model, not a curated record. The transcript is spliced from 7 exons. Gene Ontology annotation, biological process: vesicle-mediated transport; intracellular protein transport. Gene Ontology annotation, cellular component: cytoplasm. Bases 231 to 809 code for a protein of 192 amino acids.
UGAAUGUUGGCUAAUAAUAAUAUUCAAUUUGAAAAGAAAAAGGACUUGGUUUCGUUUCGUGAAAUCCUGAAGACCUAACGCGUAAAUCAUUCAUUCCCUUGAAUCUCUCUCUCUCUCUGGGUAAAUUCGUCACCGUCUCCUCCAAAUCUAUCUUCGUCGUCUCAUCUGUCCUCCCUCUGCUUCGAUAACAAGAGGAAACACAAAAAAAAAAUAAAAAAAAAUUGGGAGGGAUGGGACAAGCAUUUCGUAAGCUAUUCGAUACUUUCUUCGGCAAUCAAGAGAUGAGGGUGGUGAUGCUGGGGCUGGAUGCUGCUGGGAAAACUACUAUUCUCUACAAACUUCACAUCGGAGAAGUUCUCUCUACUGUUCCCACCAUUGGAUUCAACGUUGAGAAAGUUGAGUACAAGAAUGUGAUGUUCACGGUUUGGGAUGUCGGUGGCCAAGAGAAACUCAGACCUCUUUGGAGGCACUACUUCAAUAACACUGAUGGUCUUAUAUACGUGGUAGACUCUUUGGACCGAGAGAGGCUUGGGAAAGCAAAGCAAGAAUUUCAGGAGAUCAUAAAAGACCCAUUCAUGCUCAACAGUAUCAUUCUGGUCUUUGCAAACAAACAAGACAUGAGAGGAGCCAUGUCACCGAGAGAAGUAUGUGAAGGGUUAGGCUUAUUUGAUCUCAAGAACAGGAAGUGGCACAUACAAGGAACUUGUGCUCUUCGUGGCGACGGCCUUUAUGAAGGCUUGGAUUGGUUAUCAUCUACGCUUAAGGAUGUCAAAGCCGCUGGAUUCACCUCCGUCGGACCCUCGUUCUAACUCUUUCACGCUGGUAUCAAAGCAGUAAUCACACCAAAACAAAAUCAGAACCACUAAAUCCUUUUGUUAGGGAAAGAAUCAUCCUUCUCUCAUGGUGCCAAACCUUACAAUAGACUCAAUUUGACUACUUUUUUUAUUUUAUUUUGGAUCAUGCUGCCAUGAGAGCCUUCACUGUAUAUUAUGUUGAUGAAGUUUGUAUCAUCUCUAAACGUUCCCUUUUGGGGUCAUCUUUUGUCCGAUUGAAAUUUAGUUUAUAAUAUUCAUUUGAAAUCA